UUCUCAAGAAGCCUCUCUGUGGGACAGACUUGCAGUCCCCCACUACCCCUGGUGGGAUUCCCAGAAGAGUGUGAAAUGGGUCCUUUGUGCUGGGACCACCAUCUCAUUCUUGAAAACAAGCCCCAAGCAGCAGAAGAUAAAAGGGAGGGGAAAAGACUUUAGGGCGGGCCUAGUGGUGACAUCAGGGAAGGGAACCUUUUCUAAGUUCCAGCUUUGUCACAGCAAGACCAAGAGGCAUUGGAAAGUGAGGAACACUAUCCUUGGAGCAGGAGGUUAGUGACUCAUUUAUGGCCCUGGGGCUGGGUGCAUGAGGGGGCUUACCAGAGAAUCCACUGGGGAGAGACUGGGAAAAGUGAUAAGGCCCCACAAGUUGAGGGACUCAAGUGUAGCCUGGAGACCUGAGCAUCUUCUCCAGAUCCUAUGAGGGUUUCAGAAGACACUUGGAACUAAGGACAUACAAAAAGGGCUGGUGGGCAGCAGAGGGGAACUUAUGUCCAUCAGCUGUGACCACCCUGGCCAUGAAGUAGGGAGGGGUCUGGCUUCAGAGUGAGUCCAGAAGGCAGGGCCAUUUCUGUGGCACUUCAUAGGCAGAUGGAGCAGUGGUCCAUAGCACUGACACCUUAGUUUAAAUCUUCUGGAUGGGUGCAUAUAUACACUCUAGAGCAGUGGUCCUCAAUUUUCCUAAUGCUGUGGCCCUUUAAAAAGUUCCGCAUGUUGUGGUGACCCUCAAUCAUGAAAUUAUUUUUGUUGCUACCUCAUAACUAUGGUUUUACUACUAUUAUGAAUCAUAAUGUAAAAAUCUGUGUUUUCCAAUAAUCUUUGGUAAUCCCUAUGAAAGGGUCAUUAGAUGUCCCUUCCCCUACCCCAACACACACAAAGGGGUCACAACUCCCAGGUUAACUACUGUUCUAGGGUGUAUCAGCCUGUAGCCUUCCUACUGGCCUUGGCUCUGCUCACAGAGCUGGCUUCUCUGCAGAGGUAACCUUGAGUAUACAGGAAAUGCAGGUGCUUUGUUCAGGGCUGGGGUGGGGAUCCUGGGUUCCUCGGGCUCACGAAUUCCAGGCUGGGUCAUGCUUGUGUUCCCACCUCCAAAGUGCUACCCUGAGGUGGUGGACUCUACCCUAUUGGCCUCUCUUUCAAGCAUUAUCUCCCAACUUCAGAGAGGACUCAAGGGUUCCCCAAUACUUUUCAUCCCUACUGUGCCUACUUCUGCUAUAAUCAGAAUUUGGCCUCACAUGUCCCUUCUGCUUGAGAGCAAGCCACCGAAUGUGAUGACCUUGAUGGUAUGAAUCUAUCCAAACCAAUCUCAGACACCAUGUGGGGCUGCUGGGGCCUCACGGUUUUGUUACUCUGGUGAUCCCCACUGUGUCUAUCGAUUGUGGGUGUGAAUACCAGAAGGGGCAUGGGCAGUGCUCCCCCAUUCAGGGAGAAUUGGCUCCCUGCAGAGGGUACUUGAGCACACUAGGAGAUUUUGUAGCUGAGGGUCCUUUGUUCAGUGGGAUGCCUUAGUAUGGCUUCAGUCUUCAUCAACAUCUCCAUAAUGACAAGUUGUAGGCCUCUGGGCUUCACUUAUGUCUGUAGGGACAUCCUGCUGGUCCAUGGGAAUGGAUGCAGAACAAGCUUUCUUGUCAGGGAGGCGGGUAAGACAGUUCCUUAAGUGGUGAAGGGCUUUGACCUCUCCUCCCACAGGCUGUGCAGUAUGAGCCUCCAAGGCUCCUACCAACACUUCUGCCUCUGGAUGUUCUUGGGCACCACGUUGGCACUGGGGCAGGGACAAGUAAGUAGCCGCCUGAGGCUGGCAGUACUGCCUGAGGACCAGCUGCAGAUGAAGUGGAGGGAAGCAGAGGGAAGUGGCCUUGGCUUCUUGGUGCAGGUGACACCUAUGGCAGGGGACUUGGAGCAGGAGCUGAUACUGACCACCAAGACCCCCAAGGCCACUGUGGGUGGCCUGAACCCUUCCAAGAGCUACACCUUGCAGAUCUUUGAGCUCACUGACUCGGGGCCUAUCCUGCUGGCACGAAGGGAGUUUGUGAUUGAGGAUCUGAAGAGCCAAUCUUUGGGCAGAGGCAGCCGGAGGCUGGCUGGAGCCACCCUGGAGCCUACCUCCUUGCCUCUGAGGGGCCCAGACUCUGAGAAAACAUCUGAGCCCAGCAUUGCCUUUACCUUAAGCAGGGACCUGCCCAUUCUUGGAGUGGCCAGUAAGGAUCAGAGGAAACUCAAGCAGGGCCUUGGUGUACAAAACUCUGCUCAGACAACCACAGACCUGGAGAGGCAGAGCCACACUGCAGCCUCAGUGGGAAAGCAAGGGAAGCUGGAUCACCCCCAGUUCCAAUGUACACCCCCAACACCUGCUGAUAUAAUCUUCCUGGUGGACGGGUCCUGGAGCAUCGGCCACAACCACUUCCAGCAGGUGAAAGACUUCCUGGCCAGCAUCAUCACACAAUUUGCAAUAGGACCAGAUAAAGUCCAAGUAGGUCUGACACAGUACAGUGGAGACCCCCAGACCGAGUGGGACCUGAACUCCUUCCAAACCAAGGAGCAAGUGCUAGCAGCUGUACACCACCUCCGCUACAAGGGAGGAAACACAUUCACAGGCCUUGCUCUAACCCAUGUGCUGGAGCAGAACCUGAAGCCAGCAGCCGGUGUCCGUCCAGAGGCAGCCAAAGUGUUGAUUCUGGUGACAGAUGGCAAGUCCCAGGAUGAUGUGCGCACAGCUGCCAGGAUCCUUAAGGAUCAGGACAUUGAUGUCUUUGUUGUGGGUGUGAAGAAUGUCGAUGAGGCUGAGCUGAAGCUCCUGGCGUCCCAGCCACUGGACAUCACUGUCCACAACGUGCUGGACUUCCCUCAGCUGGACACCCUAGCUCCUCUGCUCAGCCGACUCAUUUGCCAAAAAAUUCAGGGCAGAGGCCCAGUCAAACCAGCAGCAGGUACUCGGGUCCUGGACCCCCUCCCCACGCCCACCAGACUGAUCCUGACCCACGCCACCUCAUCCAGUAUCCACCUGUCUUGGACUCCAGCCUUAUACCCACCCCUCAAGUAUCUAAUUGUAUGGCAGCCUUCUAGGGGUGGUGCCCCCAAGGAGGUGGUGGUGGAGGGGCCUGUCUCAUCCAUGGAGCUUGGAAACCUGACCUCCAGCACAGAAUACUUGGUCUCUGUGCUUCCUGUCUAUGAGAGUGGGGUUGGCAAGAGCCUGCAAGGCCGGGCAACCACAGCACCCCUGCCUCCACCUGGGCCACUGACCCUAGCUGCAGUGACACCCAGAACUCUCCACGUCACCUGGCCGCCCUCUGCUGGGGUCACUCAGUACUUGGUGCAGUACUUGCUGGCUACCUCCACUGGGGAGGAGCAAAAGAGAGAGGUACAUGUGGGACAGCCUGAGGUACUGCUGGAUGGUCUGGAGCCUGGCCAGGACUAUGAUGUCUCAGUGCAGAGCCUUCGGGGACCAGAGGCCAGCGAGGUCCAGAGCAUCCGUGCCAGGACCUCUGCCCUGGGGCCCCCAAGACACCUGACUUUCUCAGAUGUUCGCUACAACUCAACCUGUGUGUCCUGGGAAGCCCAGAGGCCUGUGCGCCUGGUCAAGGUCAGCUACAUCUCUAGUGAUGGCAGCCACUCUGGGCAGACUCAGGUUCCUGGGAACCUUACUUCAGCUACUCUGGGCCCACUUUCUUCCUCUACCAUGUACACCGUCAGAGUCACCUGUUUUUACCUUGGGGGUGGUUCCUCCGUGCUGACUGGCCAUGUAACCACACAGAAAGCUCCUAGCCCUGGCCAGCUGUCUGUGAUGGAGCUCCCGGGAGAUGCAGUAAAGCUGUCAUGGCUGGCCACUGCCUUGUCUGGUGUACUUGUUUAUCAGAUCAAGUGGAUGCCCUUGGGAGAAGGGAAGGCCCGUGAGAUCUCUGUCCCAGGGACCCUUGGCACAGCCACCUUGCCUGGCCUGAUGAAACAUGUGGAAUAUGAGAUCACCAUCCUUGCCUACUACAGGGACGGCACUCGCAGCGACCCCGUGUCCCUCCGCUACACCCCCUCUGCAGCAAGCAGAAGCCCCCCAUCCAGCCUGGCCUUGUCCUCGGAGACCCCCAACAGCCUGCAGGUCAACUGGACACCACCAAGUGGCCAUGUCCUCCAUUACCGGCUCAACUACACACUGGCCUCAGGCUCUGGACCAGAGAAAUCGAUCUCUGUACCAGGCACCAGGAGCCAUGCCGUGCUUCGUGAUCUGAUGUCUGCCACGAAGUACAGGGUCCUGGUCUCAGCUGUCUACAGAGCAGGGGAGAGCAUGGCAGUGUCUGCCACAUACCGCACAGCAGCCUGCCCAGCCCUGCACCCGGACAGUUCCCUCUCAGGGUUUGACCUGAUGGUGGCCUUUGGCCUCGUGGCAAAGGAGUAUGCCUCUAUUCGAGGAGUUGCCAUGGAGCCCUCAGCCUUGGGUGUGGUCCCAACCUUCACUCUCUUCAAGGAUGCUCAACUGAUGCGUCGGGUCAGUGACAUCUACCCAGCAACCCUGCCACCAGAACACACCAUUGUCUUCCUUGUGCGUCUACUCCCUGAGACACCCCGGGAAGCCUUUGCACUGUGGCAGAUGAUGGCUGAAGAUUUCCAGCCCAUCCUCGGGGUUCUGCUGGAUGCUGGCAGAAAGUCUCUGACUUACUUCAACCAUGAUUCCCGGGCAGCCUUGCAGGAGGUCACCUUUGACCUGCAGGAUGCAAAGAAGAUCUUCUUUGGAAGCUUCCACAAGGUACAUAUAGCUGUAGGCCACUCUAAGGUCAGACUCUAUGUGGACUGUCGGAAGGUGGCCGAGCGUCCCAUUGGGGAUGCUGGCAGCCCACCCACAGGUGGUUUCAUCACACUAGGGAGGCUAGCCAAGGCCAGAGGGCCACGGAGCAGCUCAGCCACAUUCCAGCUCCAGAUGUUGCAAAUCGUGUGCAGUGAUACCUGGGCAGACAAGGACAGGUGUUGUGAGAUUCCUGCACUGAGGGAUGGAGAGACGUGCCCGGCCUUCCCUUCAGCCUGUGCCUACUCAUCUGAGACCCCUGGGCCACCAGGGCCCCAAGGCCCUCCGGGUCUCCCUGGAAGGAACGGCCCUCCAGGACAGCAGGGGCACCCAGGGCCCAAGGGGGAGCCGGGCCCACCUGGACAAACAGGACCUGAAGGCCCUGGAGGUCAGCAGGGGUCACCAGGGACCCAGGGCCGCGCAGUCCAGGGACCCAUGGGGCCACCAGGAGCCAAAGGAGAGAAGGGGGAUCAGGGACUUUCAGGCUUGCAGGGCCUCUCUGGCCAGCAAGGCAUCCCUGGGAAAACUGGCCUACAGGGACCAAAGGGCAUGAGAGGACUGGAGGGACCUGCUGGCCUGCCAGGACCACCUGGCCCCAGGGGGUUCCAGGGCUUGGCAGGGGCCAGGGGCACCAAUGGGGAGCGAGGAGCCCCAGGAGCUGUGGGUCCCACAGGUCUACCAGGGUCCAAAGGUGAACGAGGAGAGAAGGGAGAGCCACAGUCCCUUGCCACCAUCUUCCAGCUGGUGAGCCAGGCCUGCGAGUCAGCCAUACGGACACAUGUGCUGAAGCUGAAUUCCUUCCUCCAUGAGAAUGCCCGUCCCCCAAUGCCCUUCAUGGCAGAGACAGCUAAGCUAGGCAGACCCAGAUCUAUAGAUCCUGGAUUACACAACGAGGCUCUACUUCCUGGAGACUGGGGACAUAUCCUCCGCCCUGAGGACCAAGGUGAGCCUGUGACUAUCAGCCACACAAGCAACCCUAGACUGCAGGAGGUGCAGACCCCAGAAUCCCUGGAGUGAGCAGGAUCUUCCCUCCGCCACUUCAAAUUGCCCUGGCCUUCCCCAGCACCAUCAUCCAUAAUUUUGUCUCAGCACUAAGAACAACUGUGUGCUGGAGGGGCAGAGAAGGAAACCCAGAGGAAGACCCCGAGGUGGCAGGAGCUGGAAGGGAGGAGGGCGGUGCUCCUCCUUCAAGCCCCUUCUUUGUAGCACUUCUAGGUUCAGAUAAACUUCUGCUUGCUUGUCAGCCUA
Mus musculus (house mouse) is the source of this 6019-nucleotide messenger RNA. RefSeq names its product collagen, type XX, alpha 1 (gene Col20a1). Bases 1700 to 5788 code for a protein of 1362 amino acids. NCBI's taxonomy places the organism in Eukaryota, Metazoa, Chordata, Mammalia, Rodentia, Muridae. The transcript is spliced from 37 exons. The record is from RefSeq and is a predicted model, not a curated record. Gene Ontology annotation, cellular component: extracellular region; collagen type XX trimer.